AAAGUGAAGGUGUUCCGAAAGAGACAAAGCAAGGAGAGGCUCCCCUUGCAGAUACCCAAGUGCCUCCCAGCCCCCCUGAGCUGAGGAUGGUGCUGCUUGGGAAGACUGGGGCUGGGAAGAGUGCAGCAGGAAACACCAUCCUGGGCAGAGAGGAGUUCAGAUCUGAAGCCAGCUCCUCUGCAUUAACAAGGGAGUGUGAGAAGAGAAAAGGACAAGUGGCUGGGAGACGUGUUGCUGUGAUCGACACUCCAGAGCUCUCUCAGGACAAACUCCAGAUUAGGAGCUGUGUUUCUCUGUCUGCCCCGGGACCCCACGUUUUCCUCCUGGUGAUACCGGUGGGCCAAUUCACAGAGGAAGAGAGGAGAGCAGUGGAGACAGUCCAGGAGAUAUUCAGUGAGGAGGCUGUGAGGAGGUACAUGAUGCUCCUUUUCACACACAGUGACAAACUUAAAGGCAAGACCAUUGAGGAUUAUAUUCAGACAGGGAGCAAGGAGCUCCAGCAGCUUGUUGAGAAAUGUGGGAACAGGUAUCAUGUUCUCAACAAUGAGGACAGGAGCGAUCGCACUCAGGUCACACAGCUCCUGGACAAGAUAGACAACAUGGUGAAGGGAAACAACAACAGCUACUACACCAGUGAGGUGUACCAGCAAGCAGAGGCAAAGAUCAGACAAAGACAAGAGGAGAUACUGAAGGAGGAGGAAGAGACAGUAUUGAGGGAGGAAGAGGAACUGAGGGCAAAGCACCUGAAAGAAGUGGAGAACACGAAAAGGAAGAUGAGAUUGGAAAUCCAGAAACGAGACCAGAAGAUCAGAGAGCUGGAGGAGAGAAUAGGAGAGCUGGAGGAAGAGCUGAGGAAAGAACAGGGAGAGAAUCACAGGAUCAAACUGGAGGAAGAGCUGAGAAGAAAGAGAGAGGAGAGAGAAAGGGCAGAGCAAGAGAAGAAGGAUUGCAUGGAGAAGGGGGAGAGAGAGAGGAGAGAGUACGAGGAGAAACACGAACAGAGAUGGAGGCAGUCUGGCAGCGCUAUGAGGAAGAGGCGAGGGAAGAAGCAGAGAGAUCCAUUCAGCUUGUGAAGCACUGUGUGAAGCCACCAGCUGUAUCACUGGGAGCAGUGGCAGGGGCACUGAUAGGAGCAGCAGCAGGAGCUAUGAGAGGUCCAUUGGGAGCUGCAGCAGGAGCUGCUAUUGGAUGUAUAGCAGGAGCACAAGUAGGAUCUGUGAUAGGAGGAGAAGCCAGGGCAAGAGCAGCAGAGAGCUCAGACACACACAGAAGCAGAAAGCUCAAAUAAACUCCUAACCUCACCACCUGUGCCACUCCAGGGCUCACAGCUGCGUCGGGGGUUACAGAAAUAAAUGUGUGGGAGGACCCCUGAGUCACAUGAUGACACGACACAACCUGUUGGGUGACAUUAAA
Messenger RNA from Acipenser ruthenus (sterlet), 1413 nucleotides. Its product is annotated as GTPase IMAP family member 9-like. The record is from RefSeq and is a predicted model, not a curated record. Bases 87 to 1073 code for a protein of 328 amino acids. The transcript has a single exon. Gene Ontology annotation, molecular function: GTP binding. Lineage: Eukaryota; Metazoa; Chordata; Actinopteri; Acipenseriformes; Acipenseridae.